Penaeus vannamei (Pacific white shrimp) is the source of this 1566-nucleotide messenger RNA. The record is from RefSeq and is a predicted model, not a curated record. NCBI's taxonomy places the organism in Eukaryota, Metazoa, Arthropoda, Malacostraca, Decapoda, Penaeidae.
AUGAUGCAUGCAGUCGUGCGAGGAUCAGGUUGCAAGGGACCAGUGUGCAAUGUGUUGUUUGAUAGAUAUCAAGGGGAUGGGUUUCAUGGAUAUGUACUGAAGGACCGUCGGUAUCGUAGAGAUGACGAAAUCACUCUAGAUACAAGCAUGUUCCUCAAAGCACAGCGUAUAGCCUCGUCCAUCUUGCAAAACACGGACGCCAAGAACACCAAAAAGAAAUCAUUGACUCUGCCAAUAACUCACUUCUCUCUCUCCACAGAAUCGCCGUAUUUCGAAAUUCCAGUCCAGAACGUUACUGCGCGAGUCGGAAGAACGGCCAAACUAACCUGUGUGGUGGAAAAUCUCGGGCAUUUUAAGGUUGCGUGGGGAUACAAGGUCACAGGAGCUGUACUGACCGUGGCGACUCAGGUCAUCACGAAAAACACUCGCAUUUCGGUGCAGAGGGAACAGCAGUCGACCUGGGUUCUCACCAUCUCCAACGUGACCAUGAAGGACCAGGGGGAUUACUGGUGCCAGGUGAACACGUCGCCGCCACGCUCCAUCUCAGGCUACCUCUCUGUCGUCGAGCCGCCGGUGAUGGAGGGCGGCAACGAGGAGGUGACCAUCACGUCGGGCGAGGUGGCCAACCUGACCUGCCGGGCGAGAGGGACGCCGACGCCGACCAUUCGCUGGAUCAGGGAGGACUACGACCGGAUCAGGAUCAAUGCUACGUAUUUCGCCUCAGACUACAUCGGCAGCUCCCUCCUGCUCCGCACCGUGAACCACCGGAGCGCCGCCGGCUACCUCUGCAUCGCGAGCAACGGCCACCCUCCGUCGAUCAGCAGGAGGGUCAUCGUCCACGUCAAGUAAAAACCCUUGAUUCAGAAUCCUCCUUCUACCCUGUGGGCGUCUCAGGGGAGCUCCAUCAGCCUGACCUGUUUGUACGCGGCUUAUCCCGCUCCUCAGGUGAUGUGGAUGCGGGACAACUUCCUCGGGUCGCAGCUGCUCAGUGACGAGUACUUCACCGUCACGCCGCAAGAUGGCCACCCGCCUUUUACUGUCUAUAAAGUUUGUAUAAUCAAGUUAUAUUGUAAAGAGAUUGAAGAUGUAUCUCGGAAACGGAUUCAGAAUCGCUGUCGUCUCAGAACUUCAGGCGGUGCUCUCGUGAUAUUUAAGACAGGAUCGUGGAAAACCGUGAGAUUCGAUUGUCUCUUUAAGGAUGAUCUAGUAAACAGCCACAACAUGACUCUCAGCAUGAGGAACCUGGUGCUCUCGGACUUCGGCGCUUACACCUGCAUCAUCAAGAACUCACAGGGGGAAGCUCUGCUAUACGGGGGUCAGCAGCUGUGUCUAUUCAGGUAUCAAGUCGUGACAACCACCACGACGACCCCCCCUACCACCACGACCACCUCCCCGCCCCCAUCUUACAAUGACUAUGAUGACAACGCCAAAAACCUGACUGCGCCCCUGGUCGUGAACACUUCACCGGAUCUGACAAGGGAUGGUGGAAGCAGUCCUAGAGGCGUACUGGGUGUUGCAUUGCUGUCUGUUGUCCUGCAUCUCUGUUGCAAGAACCUUAUCCUGUAG